This is a messenger RNA of Penicillium diatomitis, 1056 nucleotides long. RefSeq lists its product as uncharacterized. Bases 1 to 1056 code for a protein of 351 amino acids. The record is from RefSeq and is a predicted model, not a curated record. The transcript has a single exon. NCBI's taxonomy places the organism in Eukaryota, Fungi, Ascomycota, Eurotiomycetes, Eurotiales, Aspergillaceae. Gene Ontology annotation, molecular function: hydrolase activity.
AUGGCUUCCACCUCAGUCGGAAUCAAAACUCGCAUCUGCAUGAUCUCUGAUACCCAUACCGCAUCUCCAUUCUCCGCCUCCGAAACCACUUAUGCCUAUCGUAGCCCUCUCCCCAAGGCCGACGUCCUCAUCCACGGUGGUGAUCUCACCAAGGUCGGCUACAGUGCGGAACACAACACCAUGGUACAAAUGCUCAAAGCUGCCGAUGCCGAGUUGAAGCUUGUCAUCGCUGGGAACCACGACAUCACCCUCGACGAGGAGCAUUUCACGGAUUUCGGCCACAGGAGACAUCGACGGCCCGAAUGGUUCGGUGGGAAAGACAUUGUUCUGGACGAGGAUGAGAAAGCGAUAUUAAGUGCCAUCCGAGGCGACGAACCUCCGAGGAAAGAAUUGUUGCGCAACUAUGCCCAUCGCAUGAAAGAUAUCUACACCAACGACUCGGCCCGCGGUGCAGGUAUCCGGUACCUCGAGGAAGGGAUCCACCGCUUCACGUUAUCCAACGGCGCGAAAUUGACGGUUUACGCCUCACCAUAUCAACCCAUGUACGGUGCCUGGGCCUUUGGCUACCACCGCUCAAAAGACCGAUUUAAUCUGCCCGCCCCCGGCUCGUCAAAGCCUGCGCCGGCAAACCCAGUUCCCGACUACCCUGACAUCGAUAUCAUGCUCACGCACGGUCCGCCAGCGAAUGUAAUGGACUCUGUCGGGUUGGACCCAAAAAACGUCCGCCGAGUGGGAUGCGAACACCUUCUUCGAGCAGCGGGUCGUGCGCGUCCUCGCCUCUAUGUUUUCGGACAUAUUCACGAGGGAUGGGGCGCGAGACGAGGCAGGUGGGAUGCUACUGCACCGGACGGAAUCAGGCAGGAGGAUGUACCCACGGACACAGAUGAUAUCUUAGAUCGUCGCGCUGCUUUUUGCGAUGUCAGUUCUAGCGGUCCACAGCCCUUGCGGGUGGGUGAAGAGACUCUCUUUGUAAACGCUAGUAUCAUGACGCUAACUUAUCGCCCGUACAAUGCACCCUGGCUGGUGGAUAUCGACCUUCCGAGUGCGAAUGCGUAG